UACAUCAACAACAAAAUGGAAGAGUUGCUUUUGAAUUGAGCCUAUCUACCCCUAACAUUUAAUAUACAAUUUAAAUUUAUUAUAUGAAUGAUUUCGUUAAUAUUCAUUGUGAUUGAUACAUUUAUCAGUGAUCCAUUGUGAAUUUUUAAUCCAUCGGUAUGGUGUGAAGGUUCAUUUAUUAUGCAAAACGGAAGCACGUAUGCUUUAUAUCAGCGUAUUCAACGGUCAGUUAGCCUUUGGAAGACAACCUAAUAACACCAUGAUAACUAUUAAAAUGUUCUAUUUUUGUAACAAUGUGGAAAGAAUCAGACAAUUUAAUUCUGCCUUUUGAACUGAACUCCUGGGACUCACACGCUUCUUGAUAACUUAACAAACAGCAUGGAGGGAAUUUGAGAAGCUGUUAGAAGUCUUAAAGCUAUGCCAGCCCGGGUAGCAGUAUGGCGACGUAGACUUCCCGUGCUAUCAUGGCUACCAACCUAUUCCACUAGUGAUGCUAUCUCCGACCUGGUGGCAGGAAUAACUGUGGGCCUGACCCUUAUUCCACAAGUCAUUGCAUACUCAGCCCUUGCUGGGUUAGGACCACAGUAUGGACUAUACUCUAGCCUGAUGGGAGGACUGGUCUAUUGUGUGAUGGGUUCCACUCGACAAUUGUGUGUUGGUCCUACAGCUCUUGUGUGCCUGCUCACAUUCACCUACACACAAGAUACAAACGUCGACAUGGUUGUCCUCUUGACAUUCCUCUCUGGCUGCAUCGAACUGCUUUGUGGGAUUUUCCAACUGGGUUUCCUUGUAGAUUUUGUGUCGGUGCCGGUUGUGUCAGGGUUCACUUCUGCAGCAGCUAUCAUCAUCGCUUCAUCACAGGUCAAGGCUCUUUUCGGUCUGCACUUCAAGAGUGACAAUUUUGUAUCAACUUGGGUCCAGUUCUACCAGCACGUACAAUCUACACUCCUGACUGACCUGACUCUUGGGUCGAUGUGCAUCAUUACUUUACUGCUCUUGAGGAAAAUAAAGGAUAUAGAUCUGCCUGGAACAGGGAAACCUUCUAUAUCCUCCCACAGUUGGAUGUCAAGGUGCCUUUGGUUCAUCACAACAGGUCGUAAUGCGUUAGUGGUGCUCGCUUGUAUAGCUCUUUGUUGCUACUUGGAGGAAAACCGAGGAAUCACACCUUUCACUUUAACAGCCCGCAUAGACGCAGGGUUGCCUGAUGUUAGCCUGCCCCCCUUCUCAACCACCAUCCAGAACCGCACCCUCGACUGGUUACAGAUGACUUCUCACCUUGGUUCAGGCCUGGCUGUCAUUCCUCUUGUGUCUGUAAUCAGUAACAUCGCUAUUGCUAAAGCUUUCUCCAAUGGCCAGACAGUGGAUGCCACACAGGAGAUUAUGACUCUAGGCGUGUGUAACAUCUUCGGAGCAUUUGUGCAUUCACUCCCAGUUGCUGGAUCAUUCACUAGAUCAGCUGUUAAUGCUGCCAGUGGUGUACGCACCCAGAUGAGAGGAGUCGUCACCAGUGGGGUGGUGGUGUUGGCACUAGAGUACAUCACCCCGUAUUUCCACUAUAUCCCUCGCACCACCCUAGCAGCCGUGGUCAUGUGCGCUGUGCUCUUCAUGGUGGAGGUCAAUCUGCUCAGGCCAAUGUGGGCGACCAACAAAAGGGAUGUGGUACCAGCCAUGGGAACAUUCUUGGCCUGCUUGGCGCUUGGAGUGGAGUUGGGGUUGGGAGUAGGGGUGCUUGUCGACCUCUGUUUCUUGCUUUACUUCAACGCAAGGCCUGAUAUCACCAUUCAUCUGGAAACAAUUCAUAGUGCUACACACCAAGACAUAAGCUAUUGGCUCGUUCUGCCUCGAGGCAGUCUACUAUUCCCAGCAGUAGACUACGUACGGCAGACUAUCACUGCCAAAACUUUAGAUUACCCAGAGGAAGGAGUCAGAGCUAGAGGUAUUGUGCUGGACUGUUCUUUGAUCACCCGCUGUGACUUCAGUGCUGUGCAGGGUGUGCAAGCUCUGUGGGAGGAUGUGAGGAAUCAAGGACUACUUCUCAUCCUCCUCAAUGCAGAUACUGAAGUGGCCAAGUCAAUUGUUACAACUUGCAAUGGAAUCAGGAUGGCCUCCUCGCAGCACCAACUCCAUGACAUUUUCCUUCACCUGGGUACAGAAAACAACAAAAGUUCCGAAGUGGAUUUAAAAUAAAAGUCUUUGAAAUAAAACUAAUGAUUAUUAACAAACUA
This is a messenger RNA of Homalodisca vitripennis (glassy-winged sharpshooter), 2225 nucleotides long. Its product is annotated as sodium-independent sulfate anion transporter-like. Gene Ontology annotation, biological process: transmembrane transport. Bases 418 to 2187 code for a protein of 589 amino acids. Lineage: Eukaryota; Metazoa; Arthropoda; Insecta; Hemiptera; Cicadellidae. The record is from RefSeq and is a predicted model, not a curated record. Gene Ontology annotation, cellular component: membrane. The transcript has 13 exons. Gene Ontology annotation, molecular function: sulfate transmembrane transporter activity.